AUGGAACAUUUUGGUUUGUCGCACAUAUUAUGCGAGCCAGAUAAAUAUAGUCCAGAUACUUUGGACUUAUUAGUAGAUGACGAAGCAAGAGAAUAUUGGUUAAAUACAUGUGAAAAACUUGUAGACAAGUAUGUCAAUUUUGCGUUAACUCGGAAAGAUGAUCCCACUAUUGAAAUACGCGCACUCAAGUUUAAAACAUGUUAUGUGGAGGCAUUAAAAGAAAUAAGAGUAAAUCCACUAGCUCACGGAUACUUAACUAUACGCUUAUUACUUGAUAUUAAUGAAACUUGUCUUCGAGCUCAAGGCUUUUUUGAUUUAUGGAAACAACAGAAAAAGUAUGAAAAUGAUGCUGCUCUAGCUCAGCUUGCAUCAAGACUGGCAGAAAUAGAUGCCAUACUAGAUGAUAAACAGAAAUGGAUUGCGUUAUGUAGUGGAGUGCUAGCAGGUAAUAUGUUUGAUUGGGGGGCCCAAGCUGUAACAUCAAUAUUAGAUAGUGGACUAUAUGAAGCACUGCAAAAGAUUCAAAAGCGUCCCUGGCUGUGUGAUGGAUUUGACCAAUGGCUGAAUAAAUUACAGAAUACAGUUCAUCACUGUGCUGCUGUUUUUGUAGAUAACAGUGGUGUUGAUGUUGUAUUAGGAAUUUUACCAUUUGUCAGAGGGCUCUUGCUACGAGGAACAUCAGUUAUACUAUGUGCAAAUGAAUGGCCUGCUUUGAAUGAUAUUACAAAUUCAGAGCUGGAGAGUGUACUUCAGAGUGCAUCCCUAAUAUGUCCAAUUAUCGCUGCAGCCAGUGCAUCUGGUAAUCUAGUUGUAAGAUCCAAUGGCCAAAGGGGACCAUGUCUCGAUUUAAGAACAAUUACUUUAGAUCUUGCCACUGAGAUGAAAAUGAGAGGAGUAGAUUUAAUUAUAUUAGAAGGAAUGGGGAGAGCUCUACAUACAAAUCUGAAUGCUUGUCUAGCAGUAGACUCAUUAAAAUUAGCGGUCGUAAAAAAUGUAUGGCUUGCAGAACGGCUUGGUGGACCCCUUUUUUCUGUUAUUUUUAAAUAUGAAGAUAAACCUACACAUACAAUGCCAUAA
This is a messenger RNA of Pieris macdunnoughi, 1077 nucleotides long. Lineage: Eukaryota; Metazoa; Arthropoda; Insecta; Lepidoptera; Pieridae. The record is from the annotation of a GenBank genome assembly.